GUCAGGAACAUUACCUCCAUUUACAUCUCUGCCAGCCGCCCCCUCCUUUCCCUCAGCCUUUCUUGCUCUCCCUGGAUCUCUCUCGCUCUCUCUUCAGUGUCUGACGCACGACAUGUGAGAGCAGGUGAACACACGUGACUCACCGUUUAUUAACCAGUUAUCUGUGGUCUGUGCUGCGAUGUUGAUCCUGGACGCUUUGUCCCCGCUCCUCCUCCUCUCCAUCCUGUUGCCGCGCUACGGUUGCCGGGCGGCGGACAUUCCGGAGGACACUAUAUCAGAGUUCUCAGUCAGACUGUACCACCGGCUGCAGGCGGCGGGGGAUCAGGAUAAUAUCAUUUUCUCCCCGCUGAGCGUGGCUGUGGCCCUGGGCAUGGUGGAGCUGGGAGCCAGGGGGGCUUCACUGGAGGAGAUACGGCAAGCUGUGGGAUUCAGCCACCUGCUGCCAGGUGUGGAGUUCUCUUUGCUCCAGAAUCUGACCACAGCUCUGUCGGAGGACGACACACACUGCGUGAUCCGAUUUGCCAACAGCCUCUUCCUGCAGGAAGGCGUCACCUUUAACCCCGAGUUUCUGCAUCUGAUGAGAAAGUACUUCCGGGCUGACGUGGAAACGGUGGACUUCAGCGAAUCAGCAGCCGUGGCCGAGCAGAUCAACAGCUGGGUGGAAAAUCAUACCGAGAGUAAGAUCCGUGAGCUGCUAUCAGCAGAGGACUUCAGCAGCGUGACCCGCCUGACCCUGGUGAACGCCGUCUACUUCAGAGGCUCCUGGAAAAACCAGUUCAGACCAGAGAACACCAGAACCUUCUCCUUCAGCAGAGACGACGGCUCUGAAGUCCAGACGCUCAUGAUGUACCAGCAGGGAGACUUUUACUAUGGUGAGUUCAGCGACGGCUCACAGGAAGCCGGCGGUGUGUACCAGGUGUUGGAGAUGCCCUAUGAGGGGGAGGACAUGUCCAUGAUGAUCGUUCUGCCUCGGCAGGAGGUGCCGCUGGCUUCCCUGGAGCCCAUCAUCAAAGCACCGCUGCUGGAGGAGUGGGCUAACAAUGUCAAACGGCAGAAGGUGGAAGUCUACUUACCUAGGUUCAAAGUGGAGCAGAAGAUCGACCUGAGGAGCACUCUGCAGGAGCUGGGGAUAAAGAACAUCUUCACCAAUGAUGCCGAUCUUUCUGCCAUGACAGAUGGUAAGGACCUGUACAUUGGGAAGGCGGUGCAGAAGGCGUACCUGGAUGUGACUGAGGAGGGCGCAGAGGGAGCUGUUGGGUCAGGAAUGAUCGCCCUGACCAGGACUCUGGUGCUGUACCCACAGGUCAUGGCUGACCACCCGUUCUUCUUUGUCAUUAGAAACCGGAGGACAGGGUCCAUCCUCUUCAUGGGCAGGGUCAUGACCCCUGAAGUCAUCGAGCCCAACGACCAUGACUUCGACUCCAUGUAACCACGGUGUGAGGUCCCUCAAUCUCCGUUUAUCAGAUCCUGACGUCAUAAACGCUACCUAUCCUCUAUCGCCAUCUCCAGCUGUGUUUUAUACUCUU
This is a messenger RNA of Epinephelus moara (kelp grouper), 1526 nucleotides long. RefSeq names its product serpin peptidase inhibitor, clade I (neuroserpin), member 1 (gene serpini1). The transcript has 9 exons. The record is from RefSeq and is a predicted model, not a curated record. NCBI's taxonomy places the organism in Eukaryota, Metazoa, Chordata, Actinopteri, Perciformes, Serranidae. Gene Ontology annotation, molecular function: serine-type endopeptidase inhibitor activity. The coding region runs from base 179 to 1429 and encodes 416 amino acids. Gene Ontology annotation, biological process: negative regulation of endopeptidase activity.